Linderina pennispora is the source of this 412-nucleotide messenger RNA. RefSeq names its product TPR-like protein. Gene Ontology annotation, molecular function: Hsp90 protein binding. The record is from RefSeq and is a predicted model, not a curated record. Bases 77 to 307 code for a protein of 76 amino acids. Lineage: Eukaryota; Fungi; Kickxellomycota; Kickxellomycetes; Kickxellales; Kickxellaceae. The transcript has 4 exons.
UGCUUCUUCACCUUUCUACCCAUUUUCAUUUUUCAAAUACCGCCAAAAGGACACUUUCAUUUGCCAGUCAUUUGCCAUGUCUACGUCCGACGAGCUCAAGUCACUUGGAAACAAGGCCUUCGCCGCAGGUAGCCACGAGGAGGCUAUCAACCAUUUCACAAAGGCCAUUGAAAUUGACCCGACAAACCAUGUUCUGUACUCGAACCGGUCCGCCUCACUCGCCUCGCUGAAGCGGUACGCCGAGGCGCUGAAGGACGCAGAGAAGACGGUCGAGAUCAAGCCGUGGCCACGUACGAGGAGGGUCUGAAGCACGACCCGUCAAAUGCGAUGCUGCAGAAGGGUCUGCGCGAUACCGAGCUCUCGCCUUUCCUGGCCCAGCCCGACUACGUGCAGAAGGUGCAGGCGAUCCAGG